CUUGAGCGUCGUGAGCAGUCAAAAAAUUACAGUAUAGUGGCAGAUAACGAGAAGCGACAUCCGCCUACGUAUACCUUUGGUUGUGGCAGCAGUUAACUAUCAUCACGAGACCAUGUGGCGAUUACAGCGAAGGUGGCUGCUUUUUCUACCGCUUCUGCUCGGUCUUCCAACCAGCAUACAUGCUAUGCUUGAGCCGUGGGAUCUUCCCAACUGGGGUGGCUGGGGUAGGUCCCAGACCACAACCUCCUCGCCGGAAGACCUUCGACUGAAAUAUGGGCGGCCCUGCAUGAACUACGUCCUCUCUGGCUGCAGCGCCAAAUGGAAGUACUGUGGAUGCGAUACACCGGCAUUCAACCUCAGCAACAUCGCGCCCAACGCCUCCUCUUUCGAGUUUGGCGACUGGAACGCUUGGAUUGAUUUCUGCACACCCAGCUGCCUCCUCGAUACCUUUACGCCCCUUCCCCACCGUCCCAAUCUAACAAGCGUGGAAUUAACCAAUAUCUGGGCGGCUCCAGAUGAUCGGCCCUUUCCCGUCGCCGGCUUCUUGGUCAAUCUGCAGUCCACGCUAACCGAUUUGCUGCUUUCUCAUAUCUACCUGCCUACGAUCACGCGGGAGACCUUCGCCGGGUUUCUGACGCUGCGGGGACUGCAACUCCUGGGCAAUCGUAUGUCAGCCAUUGACGCUAACGCCUUUACCGCGCUUGGUGAACGGCCGGGCUCGGCCUUGCCCCAACUAAGCACGCUCAAUAUCAACGCCAACAACAUCACCACGCUCGACUGGUCGGCGUUUAAGCCGCUGAUGAGCAGUGUCAAGAGGAUUGUCCUGAUCAACAACAACAUCCAGCGUAUAUUUCUCAGCCGCUUCUACGUGUUGCACGGCGUGGAGAGCGUCGACCUGGCGGACAACCACAACCUGACCAGCGUGGACAACCGCUUCCUGCGCAGUUUCUCCUCAAAGACCGAUCGGCCGCAUCUCAACCUCGAGGAAACGGCUCUCUGCUCGUCUGCCAUGCAGUGUCAGCGGAUCAGCAAGAUUUACGGCCCUUUUGGUGAUGGGAUUUGCUGCAGCGAUUUUGCGUACAGGCAGUCUCCGGCCGAGGCGGGCCUUGGCACGACAACCGAAGAGUACUAACACCUUUUUUCAAGUUUUUUUUCGACUCCACAGAUUGCGCAGUAGCGUGCCGACAAAAUCCGGUUUCGCUAAACUUGUGGCACUUGUGCGCGCCUUUUCAUCACACAAACUAACCAUAUCCGAAUCAUUCGGAUUGUGAUCAAGUUUCAGAUAGCCUGUGCGAUUACGUUACGUGUUUGAGUACCGCAAAAUUUUCUAUAAUAUUCAUUCAUCUAUAAAACCUAUAUCGGG
Messenger RNA from Paramacrobiotus metropolitanus, 1363 nucleotides. RefSeq lists its product as uncharacterized. Bases 113 to 1132 code for a protein of 339 amino acids. The transcript is spliced from 2 exons. Gene Ontology annotation, cellular component: extracellular matrix. Gene Ontology annotation, molecular function: protein binding. The record is from RefSeq and is a predicted model, not a curated record. Lineage: Eukaryota; Metazoa; Tardigrada; Eutardigrada; Parachela; Macrobiotidae.